Molecule: messenger RNA, 936 nt
Organism: Gastrolobium bilobum
Lineage: Eukaryota; Viridiplantae; Streptophyta; Magnoliopsida; Fabales; Fabaceae
Exons: 8
Coding region: 100-936 (278 amino acids)
Cellular component (GO): VCP-NPL4-UFD1 AAA ATPase complex
Molecular function (GO): polyubiquitin modification-dependent protein binding
Source: RefSeq, a predicted model, not a curated record
GAUUGGGAUGCACAGUAUGAGAUCUUUGAACAUUUUUACUAUUGCCUCUCUGUCUCCCGCAUUGGAAAGGAAAAUUUAGAAAAAGGUGACAAAAUUAUCAUGCCCCCUUCAGCUCUAAAUCGCCUUGCAUCUAUGCGAAUAGAAUACCCAAUGUUAUUUGAACUGAGAAACACUUAUGCUGAAAGAGUUACUCAUUGUGGGGUAAUGGAAUUCAUUGCUGAUGAAGGGGUCAUACAUAUACCAAAUUGGAUGAUGGAAAAUCUGCGCCUACAAGAGGGAGACAUUGUGAUUCUGAGAAACAUCUGCCUUCCAAAAGGAGCAUUUGUGAAGAUGCAGCCUCAUACCAAGGAUUUUUUGGAUCUCUACAAUCCAAGAGCCAUGUUAGAGACUUCCCUCAGGAGUUACUCAUGUCUAACAACCGGUGAUACUAUAGUGCUUGAUUAUAACAACAAGAAAUAUUACAUUGACGUACUUGAAACUAAGCCCUAUUCUGCAAUAAGUAUAAUUGAAACAGACUGUGAAGUUGAUUUUGCCCAACCUUUAGAUUAUACAGAACCUGAGAAACAGUUGCCGGAAAAGGAAAGUCCAGAAGUUGAAGACGAGCUAACAACAAAGAAAGUCCAGUUAAUUCCAUUCAGUGGUUGUGGAAGACGUUUGGAUGGCAAACCCUCAACACAAUCUGCUGAACAAAUGUCCUCUUCAAUGCUAAAGCAGCAACAGACUGAAAAUGAAACCAAGAAUUCAAAUUCUAAAUCAUCAAAUACUCGUUCACGUAGAACUUCUGGAAAGCUGGUAUUUGGGUCAAAUGCAAACAUGCCCAAGAUUCAAACACCACCAAAGGCUUCUGCGGAAAGCACAAGUGAAGAGUCAUCUCAGAAGGCAGAAGAGCCAAAAUUCCAAGCUUUCACGGGAAAGAAGUACUCAUUAAUGAGUUGA